Molecule: messenger RNA, 360 nt
Organism: Diaporthe citri
Lineage: Eukaryota; Fungi; Ascomycota; Sordariomycetes; Diaporthales; Diaporthaceae
Exons: 2
Coding region: 1-360 (119 amino acids)
Source: RefSeq, a predicted model, not a curated record
AUGGGUUCCCUUGCAUACAAGGCUAGCUUCAAGUCAAGUUUCUUCGCGUACAUUAUCUCCGCGCUCAACCACAUCACCAACAUCUUCACAAUUCCCACCUCAAGCAAGACCACCACCCUAAACCAACCCAUCCAAAUCACGAUGCCUUCUCAGACGACAGCCUACGCACCGUCGACCUACUCGGUCUCAACGACGUGCUCGUACGAAAAGACUCCCCAACAGCCCAAAAAGACAAAGCGCUCCUUCAAGCAAAGGGUGAAGGAUGCCGUUAAGGAUAUCGGAUCAUCGCCUUUCGAAUACGACGACAGGGAGAAGCAGAGCUUUGCCUGGGCUGCACAGAUGCCGCCCUCAAGGCUCUAG